This is a messenger RNA of Fragaria vesca subsp. vesca, 1914 nucleotides long. RefSeq names its product putative pentatricopeptide repeat-containing protein At3g13770, mitochondrial-like. Lineage: Eukaryota; Viridiplantae; Streptophyta; Magnoliopsida; Rosales; Rosaceae. The record is from RefSeq and is a predicted model, not a curated record. The transcript has 2 exons. The coding region runs from base 1 to 1914 and encodes 637 amino acids. Gene Ontology annotation, biological process: RNA modification. Gene Ontology annotation, molecular function: RNA binding; zinc ion binding; protein binding.
AUGCACAGAAGACUACCGUUCUUAGUUUGCAAUCGUAAUUAUGUAAUAUCCGCCCCAUCCGCCCGCCAACUAUCCCUUCCAUCCUUCCCGCAAAAUCCCCCGGCUUUAAUAUAUCUAUGCUCCAAUGGUCAACUGAGAGAAGCCCUGGUGGAAAUGACCGUUCAAGGCCUUGCAAUGAAGUUCGAAGGCUACUACACCCUCUUAAACGAGUGCGUGACCAGAAGGGCCUUUAGAGAAGGCCAAAGAGUCCAUGCCCACAUGAUCAAAACUUGUUAUCUUCCGCCGGUGCACCUUCAGACCCGCCUCAUUGUUUUCUAUAACAACUGUGAUUGUUUGCGUGAUGCACGCCGAGUGCUUGAUGAAAUGCCUCAGAGAAAUGUGGUGUCGUGGACGGCUAUGAUUUCGGCUUAUUCUAAGAGGGGGUAUGCAGCCGAAGCCACCGAUCUUUUUCUGCAGAUGUUAAGAUCAGAGGAGGAACCUAAUGAGUUCACGUUUGCGACAAUACUUACGUCAUGUACUGGUUCUUGGGGGUUUGACUUGGGAAGGCAAAUCCACUCUCUUAUAAUUAAAACAAAGUAUGAAUCGCAUAUAUUUGUUGGCAGCUCACUUCUUGAUAUGUAUGCCAAAGCUGGUAGAAUGCUUGAGGCGAGACGAGUUUUUGACAGCUUGCCUGAAAGGGAUGUUGUUUCUUGUACAGCUAUAAUAUCUGGUUAUGCCCAGCAGGGUCUGGAUGAGGAGGCUUUGGAGCUGUUCCGGCAGUUGCAGAGGGAAGGAAUGACUUCGAAUUAUGUCACUUAUGCCAGUGUUUUGACAGCAUUGUCAGGGCUUGCUGCUUUGGACCUUGGCAGGCAAGUUCAUAACCAUGUCCUUCGUCGAGAAGUGCCUUCAUUUGUAGUUCUUCAGAACUCUCUGAUUGAUAUGUAUUCAAAAUGUGGAAAGCUGAGUUACUCAAGAAGAGUUUUUGAUACCAUGCCCGAGAGGACUGUUAUCUCAUGGAAUGCAAUGCUGGUAGGGUAUAGUAAACACGGAAUGGGAAAUGAGGUGGUUAAGCUUUUCAAGCUCAUGAAAGAAGAAAAUAAAAUCAGACCAGACAGUGUCACUUUUUUGGCUGUUCUAUCUGGUUGCAGUCACGGAGGAAUGGAAGAUAGAGGGCUGGAAUUCUUUUAUGAGAUGGGGAAAGGGAAAAAUGGAAUUGAGCCAGAGCUUGAGCACUAUGGAUGUGUUGUUGAUCUGCUUGGACGUUCUGGUCGAGUCGAAGAAGCGUUUGAGUUCAUUAAGAAGAUGCCUUCUGAACCAACUGCUGCUAUAUGGGGUUCCCUUUUAGGGGCUUGUAGAGUUCACUCUAAUGUUAAGAUCGGUGAAUUUGUGGGUUUUCAACUUCUCGAUAUUGAGCCUGAAAAUGCUGGGAAUUACGUCAUUCUUUCAAAUUUAUUUGCUUCUGCAGGGAGAUGGGAAGAUGUAAGAACUGUAAGGGAAUUAAUGACAGAGAAGGCUGUGAUAAAGGAGCCAGGAAGAAGUUGGAUCGAGCUUGACCAAGUUCUUCAUACUUUUCAUGCAAGUGAUCGCUCCCAUCCUAGAAGGGAAGAGGUAUCUGCAAAGGUGAGAGAGAUAUCAGCAAAGAUAAAGGAAGCUGGUUACUCUCCUGAGAUGGAAUGUGUUUUAUAUGAUGUGGAUGACGAGCAGAAGGAGAAAAUACUUCUAGGCCACAGUGAAAAGAUGGCUUUGGCUUUCGGGAUUAUUGCUACUCCUGAAGGGGCACCAGUCCGUGUGAUAAAAAACCUUCGCAUUUGUGUUGAUUGCCAUAAUUUUGCUAAAUUAGUCUCGAAGAUAUAUGGAAGAGAAGUGUCUUUGAGAGAUAAAAACCGGUUUCAUCACAUGGUUGGAGGGAUUUGUUCUUGUGGAGAUUACUGGUGA